Messenger RNA from Carassius gibelio (silver crucian carp), 2317 nucleotides. RefSeq names its product zinc finger and BTB domain-containing protein 8A. The record is from RefSeq and is a predicted model, not a curated record. The coding region runs from base 191 to 1774 and encodes 527 amino acids. Lineage: Eukaryota; Metazoa; Chordata; Actinopteri; Cypriniformes; Cyprinidae. Gene Ontology annotation, biological process: regulation of transcription by RNA polymerase II. The transcript is spliced from 4 exons. Gene Ontology annotation, molecular function: RNA polymerase II cis-regulatory region sequence-specific DNA binding; DNA-binding transcription factor activity, RNA polymerase II-specific; protein binding.
GUAAAAAAAAAAAAAUGGUGAAAAAAAAAAAAACACCAAUCUUAUUAGACUCGACUGACUGUAACGAACACCGUGCCCUGUCAAAUCAAUGGCGCCGUUUCCAAUGAGACGAAAUGGUCAACAUAUGUGCUGAAAAACAAACUAAAAUGGGACAUUUGUUCAUUUUCAAAGCCAGAACCUGUUCAUAUAAAUGUAUCGGGCUUGCUGUACGGGUGGCGCGUGUGCUUUAAGCGGUUCUCCGGUCCCGGGCGCUCCGGACACCCACGUCAGCAAAACGUUUUUCCAGCACAAACGGGUUUCGGUCUUUCGGGCAAAGCAGGAAGUGAAAGCCGUUCGCCCUGAUAACAAAAGCUGGAGAAAUAUACCCAAAAUAGCCAGAGAAAUGGAGAUGGUUUGUGAAAGCGGGACAUGUCGACCGUACCGGAGUGCGGGUGACGCGGGGCAUCUGCCUGUUCACAAAUGGACCAGUGCUGAUAUGUCAGCCAUUCACCAGAGCUGUUUGCUAAAGCAGCUGGACCAGCAACGACAGCAGGAAUUGUUCUGUGACUGCAACGUGCUGGUGGAGGGUCAGAUUUUCCGUGCACACCGUAACGUCCUGUACGGCAGCAGUGGAUAUUUCAGGAUGUUGCUGUCUCAAGGAGCAAAAGACACUCUAGAGUCUAUAAAUGCUUCUUUUGAUGUCUUCAGCCCUGAGAUCUUUGCCAUCAUCCUGGACUUCAUUUACUCCGGUCAGCUGGAGCUCAAUAGCUCUAAUGUAAUAGAAGUGAUGUCAGCCGCCAGCUACCUGCAGAUGAAUGAUGUCAUUUCCUACUGCAAGGUCUUCAUUAAAUCUUUCCUUGAGAUCAGCACAAAAGAGGAAGAUGAGAGUCGGUACCUGUGUCUAUCGGACAGCAGUCCACUUCAGGAGAGACGUGAGAAUCUCAACGAGCCGUCCAACAUGUGUGACGUAAGCAUGAGCUCACAGACCAGACUCUGGGAUCAAGCAGAGGAGGAUCAGAUGAAGGAGGACUUCAGAGGAACAAGCCCACAGCCGUCUGGGCUUCAGCAGAACUCUCCACCACAGUCCAGUCUGGAGGCGCAAAUGGAGGAGGAGCAGUUUGGCUCUGAGCUCCCUGAACGCAGAAGAAGAGGAAGCAGGAAAAGAACAGCCACCAGUCGCUUGGUGACAGAAGACACUUCUCUCAUUGACCUGCAGGGAGUGGUAUCACACUGCUCUCAGAAAGCAGACAAUCUGUACGCCAACCUUCCGUCUAUUGUUGGGGUAGUUGGGGUGUUUAAUAAAGAUUCCACUCCCUCUAUGCGAUACAAAUGUCCAUUCUGCACGCACACAGUAAAGAGAAAGGCUGACUUGAAGCGUCACCUCCGUUGUCACACAGGUGAGCGUCCUUAUCCCUGUCAGGCCUGCAGCAAACGCUUCACUCGCCUGGAACACCUGCGCAGCCAUUUUGAGACGAUCCAUCAGGCCCGUAAGCUAGUGUGCAGGAAGUGCAAACGCCAUGUGACUGAAGUCACUGGGCGAGUGGUAAGUGAGGGAACCCGCAGAUACAGGCUGUGUGACGUUUGCAUUCAAGAAAGUGGCUACAGUGAGUUGAUCACAGAUGAGACUGUUGGAAAUGAGGAGAAGGAAGGCCUGUUGUUGGGUGUGGAAGAGGACAUGAGUGAGAACAGGCAAAUUGCAUGGACCAUGGAUGACGAUGACCUAGCUGAAGAUUCUGGUGCAGAUCUCAUAAUCCAGGAAGUGGAGGACAGCGACGAGGAAGCCAGUGGAAAGUGAUGAUAUGCUUGUGUUUGUGUGUGAAAGGGUGAAUGGGCAAAAGCUGUCUUCCUGGCAGUUUAAGGCCUGUUAAAAUUUCUUAAGGAAUAUGAUUGUGCGUUUUUGUACAAAUAAAAACACUUUCUCAUUGAAAAUUUAAAGUAUUAAAAUGUUAAAGCUUUUUUAAAAAUACAAGAAUAUUUAUGUAAUUUAAAGUAUAUUUAGUUUAUUUACAAAAAAUGCAUUUAUGCCAAUAUGGUAAUUUAAUUUAGAUACAGGGAUGAUGCAAUGGGACAGAUUUUUCUGUAAUUAAAAAACAAAUCUCCAAUAUUCUAGUUUCGACUCCAAUUUUUCAAAACAGUUUUAAGUUUUCACAUUAGAUUACUACAACUUUAGUUAAUGCCAAGGUUUACAUAUCAUUUAAUAAACUAUAUGCUGCAUGGAGUCCAUGUGACCUGCUUUGAUGAUGUGUAACAGACUCAUUUAUUUAUUUAAAACAAAGGAGUUACAUUGUUACCAGACAUAGGCUCAACAUAAACAUCAAAUAAAAUAUUGUAUAUAUCA